Penicillium angulare is the source of this 1182-nucleotide messenger RNA. RefSeq lists its product as uncharacterized. Bases 1 to 1182 code for a protein of 393 amino acids. The record is from RefSeq and is a predicted model, not a curated record. Lineage: Eukaryota; Fungi; Ascomycota; Eurotiomycetes; Eurotiales; Aspergillaceae. The transcript has a single exon.
AUGCUGCUCGGCGGCCUUUUCAGCUGGCUCUCCUUGCUGUUCGAGCCACUGGCCGAUUCAAACGUGCCCCCAAUUCAACCACAAGCCCGAUUACGACCCGAGAAUCGGCCCUGGCAAAACAUCAUCACUGGUGUAUAUGGCUAUCCCCCUUUGCUCAAAAUUCACGAUCGGACCGGCGAGAUCAGUUGGAGUUUCCGUCGCGAAGAUGUCACGCAGGAUCUGCCGCCCGCGAUAAAGAAAUGCCUGUGGGCGCAUUCCAACGAUGCGACCGAGAUCAAAUACAUGCACGAUGGAAAGAGCGUGGGCGCCGUAUACGCUGACCUGGCCAUGGUCGUCAAUCACCUCCCCGACGAUCCUGUCAACGAUAAGAAGAUCACCUUUGCCGUCUGUCGCGACAAUCAGUUCCUCUGGAACGCCCACACCGUCGAGGCCUUACCCAAUGACCUCUUUGCGAUCGGAACCACCGGUCAACGACCCUGGGAUGGUAUUCUCGUUUAUAAUGCCAGUGCAGCCAACCCGCUUGUCGAUGAACCCCCUAUCCUCCAGAAUAUAACCGGUCUGCGGGCUAUUCACGCCAUGAUCUGGGAUGAACAGGAACAAAUCCUCUGGGCGUGCGGAACUGAUGCAGCCGCCGAUGGCUCGGAUCCAGUGCCAGCCUAUGGUGUCGUCCAGGGGUAUCCAUUUGAUGCAGCGACCGGGCAACUGAGGAAAGACGAUCGAUAUAUUUAUAGGCUGCCAAAUGCGUAUACGAUCGAGACGGAAUGGGGCAAGGGUUAUUCGUGGUGGGCUGGUCCUCACGAUCUUGUACCUGUACCAAAUGAGCGAAAAUUCCUUGUUUCGGAGGAUCGGGGGCCACAUGCGCUUGAUCUGGAGACGGGUGAGUAUUUCAUGGAGUAUGAGGAUGUGAUCGAAAAGUAUAUGAAAGGGUUCGAAGUGACGACAAACGAUCGUCAUGGAGUCAACCACACCGAUCAGUAUGAGGAGUUGCCGUUAUCUGAUCUGAAGAGCUUCAACCUUGCACCAGAUGGCGCCUUCAUAUAUGUGCAAUCACUCUGGACCAAGUUCCGUGGUUUCCAUAUUAGUCUGGUAGUUGAUGGUCAUCGACGCAAGAUCAAUUUGGGUGAUGAAAUGUAUCGAGCCCGCUGGUGGGGAGAUAUGGAUGGAUGGCCCAAGCCAAAAUGA